AUGACGCAAUUUAGAAACACACUUAAGGAUAGGGCUGAAAUUUUGAGAAGCCAAAAUUUGAGCGUGAAGAGCAACCCAUUUGAAGUUUGGCGUUAUUUUUUUUCAACAGAAAUAUCAGCAAGCAAGAAGACUCUGAUUGAAUCUCCGGAACUGAAAUUAACAGAGAAAUCAGUGUUGAAAAAUGCUACGGAUGACAGAAAGAAGGAAACCUCGAUGGGCAGAGCAUUCAACAACAAUCACAUCUCAUCAUCACGGUACAACUACAACAACAACAUCAGCGCCGUCUACAUCAACAGCUCAACUAAUGUCGACAUUAACGACACAACCGCCGCCACCAUCACAGCCGCCGCCACCACCGCCGCCGCCACCAUCACAGCCGCCGCCACCACCAUCACAGCCGCCGCCACCACCGCCACCACCACUGCCGCCAACACCAAGAAGCAGAUCAACACGGACAACGUCAACGACACCAGCACUAACGGAAGCCACCAACCUUACCACAACCAACAACAAAAUCUCCAGAGGUGGUCGCUCAAUCAAGUUCAACGCAAACAAAACGUUGCGAAGUUUGCGCUGUUGAUGACUCAAACAGCACUAACACAUCGGAAACAGUUACAGCAGCAUCCUUUUCUGGGAGUUCUACGGUGUACGAUCCAACUUACUACUACAGCUGCUUCAAUCGUAAAUGACUAUAGCUUGUCUUUCAAGAUUCAUCACGAUUACCGCACUGAAAUGUCUAUAAUAAAUUCAACCGAAUACGUGAAAGUUCUUGCCAUAUUUGAAGACGGGUUGAUGACGUCAUGUAAGGAAGUGCUGAAGGAGACAUUCAAAGGAAUCGACAGGAACUACAGGUUAUCGCAAGGCAGCGUUAAAAUCGAAUCGGUUCUGUCGGUAUUCGGAAAUGAUACAUCGCUGGUGGAGGACAAAACAGCCUGGGAGAAUAGCUUAUCGAGCACACUACCUGGUCUUUUCAUCAACGGGACGUUUGAUUACUUGGCAGUAGGCGUAUCGUGCGGAAUACUAUUUGCAGUAGGAAUUAUCCUAUUCAUCAUCCUCCUCUGCUUAUACUUGCACAGAAAAAAACUCAAAGACCAAAAAGAUAUUCCGAAAUCAGAGUGUGAGAUUUACGUUAGAAGCAUUACUGGACCGCAUGAUCAAAAGAGUUCAAAAAGGCUCUGGAUGCAUAACAAUAGCACUGGUCUCUAUAGAAGUACAGAAGAUGUUUGUGGUGACGUUUCUACUGCUGCUGCUAAUGGUGCUGUUACUGGUAAAUCUAUUGCACUGGAAAGAAUAGACGAGGGUGGUCCGCACGCUCCGACAUCCGAUUCGGAUAGCGACUACGAUGGCGAUCAGAGCGACCCAGUUCCCCUCCACCGACGCCAAAAAGAUGACGUCAUCGUCAAUUUAACGGCUCAAUCUCUGAACGGCAAAAUGGCGAACGAAAGAUCAAAUAAAAAAUGGAACCAGCCCGAACGAGCAUCGCAUGCCAGAGAUAACCCGGCGUUCGAACCCAACCACGACGACUCGCUCGAUAAUAUUCGGUCUUACCGACCGCAUAUUUUGAGUCAACAAAUAACCGAGUGUACCGAGUCUACAACCGCACUGGAAGACGUCAGUGUUGCCCUCUCAUCCAACCAUAAACAACAAGCACCCAGAGUCAACCUGGUCAAGCCUUACAACCGAGACAACGACGUCGAGGACAAUAGAAAUUAUUAUUCGCAAUUUAGAAAACCCACCGACAAUUCGAGCCAGCACGUAGAAGCACCGGCUCACAUCAACCACACGACGAAACAAUCUCAACAGAGACCUACCAAUCCGACGCAAGUUCUCAACACUUUAACACUGAGAAACGAGAUGGACAUGUACCGAAAAGAUCUUUACAAACCAGUCGAUUUUGGCGGUCCGUGCAUUCCAGGGAGCAACACAUCACUGCAGAAUAACUCCUCGAUCGGAUCGAGACUCUCCCACGCCGAACCAUCUGCGCCCGACAUCGAUUUAAAGCAGGUGUCGCCGCUGGACGAGCUCUUCUCAAACAAUAAAGAACAAUCGUUCAAGUCAACUUUAACGGCGAAGGCGAGGAAACUGCUGGGCAAAAAUUCAAAUGAUAUCUUAUACAGAACUAACGGAAACGCGUGA
This is a messenger RNA of Helobdella robusta, 2136 nucleotides long. RefSeq lists its product as hypothetical. The record is from RefSeq and is a predicted model, not a curated record. The transcript is spliced from 11 exons. The coding region runs from base 1 to 2136 and encodes 711 amino acids. NCBI's taxonomy places the organism in Eukaryota, Metazoa, Annelida, Clitellata, Rhynchobdellida, Glossiphoniidae.